AUGGACAGGUUUUUGACAACAAAAAGACCAAAGGAGAAGACCAACAGCCCUGCCGUGGAGGACUCUGCUGCAAAAAACCCUAAGAACUCAUGGCCAACUAAAAACCGAAAAUAUGAGGCAGCAUACAUUAAGUAUGGCUUUACAGCCAUACAGAAAAAUGGCCAUGAUUGCCCGAAAUGCGUCCUCUGUCUGGAGACCCUCUCAAACGAGUGUUUAAAACCAUCGAAACUUCAGCGUCACUUGACACAAAAACAUCCGGCAGAGGCCGAUAAAACAGUAGACUUCUUCAGACGUAAAGAAGAGCAUUUGGUCAGGCAAUCUGCUGCAUUCACACAGCAAGCCACCGUGCCCGAGCGGGCCCUGAAGGCAUCAUUUUUAGCCUCGUACCACAUUGCUCGUGCUAAAAAACCUCACACAAUUGGAGAGGAUUUGAUUCUGCCAGCUACCAAAGACAUUGUCCGAGAAUUGCUUGGUGAGGAUGCUGCCAAAAAAAUCGACGCUGUCCCACUCUCUGAUAACACCGUGAGCCGACGGAUUGGUGACAUGGCUCAGGACGUAUCUGCUCAGCUUUUGGAGCAGGUGAGAGCCAGCGAAUACUUUGCACUUCAGCUUGAUGAGAGCACAGAUUUAUCCAAUGAGGCCCAACUGCUUGUGUACAUUAGAUUUAUUUCCCAGGAAAGAUUUGUGGAGGAAAUACUAUUUUGUAAAGCACUUGAAAGAAGAACCACUGGGAAAGACAUUUUUCAAGUUUUGGACAAUUACAUUGAGUCUAACGGAUUAGACUGGACCCGUUGUGUGGGGGUGUGUUCGGACGGAGCCGCGGCAAUGACCGGGAAGAUCAAUGGAGUGACCGCUCUCAUCAAGCAGAAAGCCCCGCAUGUAGUGACCACACACUGCAUGCUCCAUCGCGAGGCACUUGUUGCAAAAAGGAUGGAUAACGAGUUGAAUCAGGUACUACAGGAGGUCAUACAAGUAGUGAAUUUUAUUAAAGCUCGCCCCAUGAAACACAGACUGUUUACAGUGCUAUGUAAUGAGAUGGGCGCCCGUUUUGAGGGGCUGCUGCUUCACUCGAACGUGCGCUGGCUGUCACGGGGCGCAGUUUUAAACCGUGUCUAUGAGCUGCGGAGGGAGAUUGCAGAGUUCCUCUCAUCUGAAAAGCAUCAGCUGGCAGAUCGGUUCACCGAUGCAACCUGGAUCCGCAAACUUGCAUACAUGUCAGACAUUUUCCAGCAUCUAAAUGUACUGAAUCAAAGCAUGCAAGGGCGUGACACGUACAUACUGCAGGUGCAAGACAAAGUGCGUGCUUUUUCCAAAAAGAUUAUGCUGUGGUCAAACAAGCUCCAGGAGGGAGUUACAGAAAUGUUCCCACUACUUCACCAGGAGCUGCUGUCAUGUGAUGACUUGGGCUCCAUCUCUCCAUUGAUCCAGUCCCACCUGGAGCACCUCCAAGGAUAUUUCAAAGACUAUUUCCCUGACCUUGAAAACACACAUUUAAACUGGGUUAGGAACCCCUUUGCCCCCGGUGUUGGUUCUAGUUUGGAUUUAAAGUCACAGGAGGAGCUGAUUGAGAUGACAAACUCAGGGGAUUUCAAACUGACCUUUGAGGCUGUUCCCCUGUCUAACUACUGGCUACAUGUAAGAAAGGAGUAUCCCACCUUGGCUGACAGGGCACUGAAAUGCCUUCUCCCUUUUGCAACAACCUACUUGUGUGAGUCUGGCUUUUCCACUUUAAAAGUGCUUAAAACAAAACAUAGAGCACGUCUACACAUGGACAAUGACAUGCGUAUGGCACUGACAGACAUUAAGCCCAGGCUGGACAAACUGUGUAGGAGCCACCAAGCCCAUCCCUCCCACUAG
Messenger RNA from Centropristis striata (black sea bass), 1857 nucleotides. RefSeq names its product zinc finger BED domain-containing protein 5-like. The record is from RefSeq and is a predicted model, not a curated record. The transcript has a single exon. Lineage: Eukaryota; Metazoa; Chordata; Actinopteri; Perciformes; Serranidae. The coding region runs from base 1 to 1857 and encodes 618 amino acids.